Molecule: messenger RNA, 1797 nt
Organism: Rosa rugosa (rugosa rose)
Lineage: Eukaryota; Viridiplantae; Streptophyta; Magnoliopsida; Rosales; Rosaceae
Exons: 4
Coding region: 1-1797 (598 amino acids)
Source: RefSeq, a predicted model, not a curated record
AUGGGGGAUGGGUCUGCUAAAGGAAAGGGUGGGGGUGAUUGGGAGCAAUCUGUGGAGGGGAGCAAGUUGACUGACACUUCUUUGCUUGGACAUCAAUUUCACUUUCCACCUAAUAAAGUUUUGAAUAGGGAGGGUUGGAAGUCAAGUUUAAAAGAGGCAGCUACAGGUGGAAGUGAUGGGGUUGGGCCUAUGUCAAGCGAGGUUGGAGAUCCUAAGAGGUGGAGAUUCACGGGGCUGUAUGGUAAACCCAAGGUCGAAGAGAGGUAUCGUAUGUGGAACUUGCUACGGCAGUUAAGCUUGCAAGGAAAUUUUCCAUGGGUAGUUGGAGGUGACUACAAUGAGAUUAUCUCAAAUUCGGAUAAGUUCGGGGGUGCUGUGAGGAGUGCUUCGCAAAUGAAGGGUAUGCAGGAUGCUCUUGAUUUUUGUGAUCUUGGGGACAUUAAAUUUUUAGGCCCGAAGUUUACAUGGAUGGGUAUACGGGGUGGGGAGGAGGUGAAGAUCAGAUUGGAUCGCUUUACUUGUAAUGAUAGUUGGAAGGAUCUGUACCCGGCGUCAUGUGUGAGCCAUUUACUUCCAAGCACAUCUGAUCACCUGCCCAUCCUAUUACCAGUGAGAGAAAAAAAAAAAAGGAGGAAAAAAAGGAGAAAGAGAUUUAAGUUUGAGGAGUUUUGGUUACAAGAUGAGAAGUGUCGAGAGGUUGUUAAGAAGGGUUGGGAGAGUAUUACUGGGGUGGAGCCUUUUAGCACGGUGUGUAAAAAAAUUAAUGCUACUAGACGGGCUUUAGAGGAUUGGAGUGAGGAGCAUUUUGGUAGCCUCAAGAAGGAGAUUGAGAACACCAGAGCUAAAUUAGCCGUCUUAUAUGAUAACUCAUGCUCUGCUCCACUUGAUGUCUCUAGAGUUGAGCUUGAAUCGAAACUACAUGCUUUGUUACAGAAAGAGCAAGCCUUUUGGAAGCAGAGAGCUAAGAUCUUUUGGCUCUCGAAUGGUGACUUGAAUACCAAAUUUUUCCACCAGAGAGCCAAAAACAGAUAUAAGAAGAAUUCAAUUGAAGGGCUUUUCAAUAGUGAAGGGAAGUGGUGUACGGAUGACAGAGAGCUAGAGCAAGUGGUGGUGUCAUACUUUAUGGAAUUAUUUAUGCCCUUACAACCCACAUGCUUCCAGAAUAUUCUAGAAGCAAUACCAUGUGUUAUAAAUGAGGAAGAGAACCAGAGGCUGACGCGCGGCAUUGAACAGGAGGAGGAUUUGGUAGGCAACGACGUAGUGGAGGCUGUGAGGAGUAUGGUUAGGUCUGAUGACUGCUUGAGGGCUGAGGUACCAGAUUGUUUAGCUAUAAAAAAUAUUUUAAUGGAGUAUGAGACUGUCUCGGGGCAGCAGGUUAAUUUUCAGAAAAGCUGUAUUUCUUUUAGCAAAAAUGUGAGCUUAGUGUUUCAAGAGGAGUUGGCUGGUAUUUUGGGUAUGACUAGAGUGGAGAAACAUGAUAAGUACCUGGGUUUGUCCAUUGAGAUCAGUUACUCGAAGGAGGAAGCAUUUGAGUUUGUAAACGAAAAGAUUAGAGUGCAGACUCAAGGUUGGAGGGAGAAGACUCUAAGUGGUGCCGGAAAGGAAGUGUUAAUUAAGGCUAUGGCGCAGGCCAUUCCGUCAUAUGUGAUGGGGUGUUUUGAAUUACCAAAGCACUUGUGCAAUACAAUGGAGCAAUUAAUGGCUCGUUAUUGGUGGGGUGGGUCUGAGGAGGAUAGAAAAAUACAUUGGCUUUCAUGGGAGAAGUUGUGUCACCCUAAGAGUGAAGGAAGGUUGUGA